CGUAGGAGAAAAACGAGAAUAGCGUCCUGAGAAUACGCCCGCAUCAAUUUCCUUUCAAGGAAAACCGAGGAGGAAUCGUUUCUCUGCCUGCAUCUUAGAGAGAGAGAGAGAGAGAGGAGAGAGAGAGAACCACGAUGGCGGAAGUCGAAGUUCAGCAUCAGCAACAAGAUGUGUCUGUAGAUUCAGCAGAGGAGGGAGAAAUCAUAGAGUCAGGUCCCCCCUCCUCUGUUAGUCGAAGCCUCGAAUCUUCUCACCCCCUUGAGCAUUCAUGGACCUUCUGGUUCGAUAACCCGUCUUCUCGUCCUAAGCAGGGGACGUGGGGAAGCCAUAUUCGCCCUGUUCAUUCUUUCUCCACUGUCGAAGAUUUCUGGUGCCUUUACAACAACAUACAUCAUCCGAGCAAGUUGGCUGUUGGUGCUGAUUUACACUGCUUCAAAGAUAAAAUUGAGCCAAAAUGGGAGGAUCCAAUUUGUGCUAAUGGAGGGAAGUGGACAAUUACCACUGCAAAGGGGAAAGCAGAUACAUGGUGGUUGUACACUUUGUUGGCAAUGAUUGGUGAACAAUUCGACUAUGGUGAUGAAAUUUGUGGAGCAGUAGUUAGUGUAAGAAGAGGAAAGCAGGAAAGAAUAGCUAUAUGGACCAAAAAUGCUUCAAACGAAGAAGCACAGAUAAGCAUUGGCAAGCAGUGGAAGGAAUUUCUGGAUAACAAUGACACUAUUGGGUUUAUUUUCCAUGAUGAUGCGAAGAGGUUGGACAAAGCGGCAAAGGAUCGAUACACUGUGUGAUCCUUGACAUACUAUUGAUGUUGCCAGUGAUUAAUGGAACAGUAAUUUUGUCAUCAAAUGGCAUCUCUAAAGAGCAUAGGCUUCUUACAAAUUGUCACUCUGGUUGAUGCUAGUUAUGGGGACUUGGGUUUUGACACCGUUUUGUAUAUUUAUCAUAUUUUCUAGUAGUUUAAUGCUCUUUCAAUAGAUUUUUUUUUUAUCUAAUAGAAACAUUCUCCAGCUCUCUGAUCUGCUGGAUACAUCUAGUGUCCAAUGCUUCGGUUUCUUUUAUGAGUUUCAUAAGUAACACCCAUACGAGAUAAGAGACCAAUGGAUAUGAUUGAAGGUGGUAAGACAAACAUGGGAUGUGAAAUCAAAAUCUUCCAUGUAAAAGUCCAUGUAUGAAAUUGCCGCAUAUUUAAAUCAAUACUGGAUCUGAGUACUUGCACGAG
Amborella trichopoda is the source of this 1216-nucleotide messenger RNA. RefSeq names its product eukaryotic translation initiation factor 4E-2. Gene Ontology annotation, biological process: translational initiation. NCBI's taxonomy places the organism in Eukaryota, Viridiplantae, Streptophyta, Magnoliopsida, Amborellales, Amborellaceae. Gene Ontology annotation, cellular component: eukaryotic translation initiation factor 4F complex; cytoplasm. The record is from RefSeq and is a predicted model, not a curated record. Gene Ontology annotation, molecular function: translation initiation factor activity; RNA 7-methylguanosine cap binding.